Fibroporia radiculosa is the source of this 1077-nucleotide messenger RNA. RefSeq lists its product as uncharacterized. Gene Ontology annotation, biological process: DNA repair; DNA-templated DNA replication. Gene Ontology annotation, cellular component: Ctf18 RFC-like complex; Elg1 RFC-like complex; DNA replication factor C complex. The record is from RefSeq and is a predicted model, not a curated record. The coding region runs from base 1 to 1077 and encodes 358 amino acids. Gene Ontology annotation, molecular function: DNA binding; DNA clamp loader activity; ATP binding. Lineage: Eukaryota; Fungi; Basidiomycota; Agaricomycetes; Polyporales; Fibroporiaceae. The transcript is spliced from 7 exons.
AUGGAUACCGAUGAAGAUGUUCAGAUGAUUGAGAGCGAGAUAACCCCAGUGCCAUCUGAAGCAAAAGGGAAAGGAAAGGCAGUAGAGCUUAAUGGUGGUCAUGACAUCGAGAACUUGCCCUGGGUGGAGAAAUAUCGGCCGGUCAGCAUGGAUGACAUUGUAUCUCACAAGGACAUUACCAGCACCAUCGAAAAGUUCAUCGAGAAAAACCAAUUACCGCAUCUACUCUUCUAUGGUCCACCUGGCACGGGUAAAACUUCAACCAUCCUGGCUGUGGCGCGUCGGAUAUAUGGAAACGACUAUCGCAAGCAGAUACUGGAGCUCAACGCUUCAGACGACCGCGGUAUCGACGUUGUGCGCGAGCAGAUCAAGAACUUUGCAGAGACGCGCACACUAUUCCUCAAGGGCUACAAGCUCAUCAUCCUGGACGAGGCGGAUAUGAUGACAACCGCGGCCCAAGCAGCCCUGCGACGCGUCAUUGAACAGUACACGAAGAACGUGCGCUUCUGCAUCAUCUGCAACUACGUCAACAAGAUCAUCCCCGCGAUCCAAAGUCGCUGCACGCGCUUUCGAUUCUCGCCACUGCCCAUCCCCGAGGUCGAGCGGCGGCUCAACAGCGUGAUAGAAGCUGAAGGGGUAAAACUGACCGAGGACGGCAAGAAGGCACUGCUCAAGCUCUCGAAGGGAGACAUGCGGAGAGCCUUGAACGUUCUCCAGGCGUGUCACGCCGCGUUCGAUCUCAUCGGUGAAGCACAGAUUUAUGACUGUACCGGUAGCCCACACCCAUCAGAUAUUGAGACCGUCGUCAACUCGAUGCUCUCAGACGACUUCACCACCUCUUAUAAGAUGAUCUCAGCGCUGAAGGUCGAGCGCGGCUUGGCGCUGCCGGACCUCAUCAACGGUGCCUAUGAGUACAUCGAAACCAUCGACUUCAAGCCACAUGUGCGCGUUUAUGUGCUCGACUUCCUGGCGACCACAGAGCACCGACUAUCUACCGGAGCGAGUGAGAAGAUACAGCUGACGGCGUUGCUGGGUGCUUUCAAAAAUGCGGUAGAGCUGUCCGCUAAAUCGGCGUGA